UGGAGAAGCAGCAGGAUUAGGACAUCACAAGUAACAACAGACAAAGCUGAGCAGGUGAGGGGGUAGGGCUAUUUAGUUGGACUGCUUAAAUGUUAAAACCCAUUUAAUUCAAAAGGGUGGAAACACUUGGGAGAAAAGUUCUCUUUUGAAAGAUACAACAUUCCUUCUUUUGCAGCCAGUCCUGUGGUGAGUGCUCCAGAACAAACUGACAAGACAAGAUGAGAUACUCCCGGUAAUGCUAAAGUAGAUAGCAGGGAAAAGACGCCUUUAAAAAAAAAACUGUCAGGGCUUCUUUGCAUAUCAAAAAGCAGAAAGAAUACACAAAGAAUUUCCCUUUUGCAGGUUACCUUUAAAAGACCAAUAGAUACAGGACAGAAGUGAGAGGCCAAAAACAGGUAGUAAAAGGAGAGAGAGUUAAGCAGGAGAAAGAAAAAGCAAAGAAAGAUUAGGGAAUUAUUUUGAGGAAAGAAAAAUAGAAGAAUGAAAAGAGUAGAAGAGAAAGUGUGUUUGAGAGAGAAGAAGAGAGUGCAAAGGAAAGAGGCCUGCUUCCAUUCCUCCCCCUCCCCCAGCUGCUGAUCCCAAAUUGGCUCCCAGAGUAACCUAACUGGCAUUCAGUGAAUAGCAUCUAGCCACCAGACUGUACCAUUCAGACUUUCCACAGGGGAAGGUGAGAGCUGCUCAAAGAAUUACAAUUUAGUCCAAUAUCCCUUCCCUAAAGGGACUACAUCCAAACCUCCAAAAACAAUACAAACCUAAGGAAUGACCAAACGAGUUUGUUGAUUGUAAAGUGCAGGAGCUCUGUAGGUUUGGCUGGUUCAUUUAAGUUGUUUUGGCUUUGUCUGUUCCUGCUAUUCCCAUCCUAGCUGCCAUCUCUCCCUGCAUCCUACCUUACCCCCCUCUUCCCUCCCCCAAGAAGUAAGGGUCUGGAAGACAAGAGAGAGCUAUGGAAGGGCAAGCAGCAAGAGGGAAAAGACAGGAGAAGGUAGACAGCCCUGUGCAGCUUGAGUAUUAGUGAGAGUAUUAGUACAAAGCCAGGGGACCGGCUGCAGCCUCAUGGGAUUGUUCUGAAAAGAUAACAGCAGCUGUAGGAGCACACAAGGGGGAAAAUGAUCAAUCAAUGAUCUGCGCUAACUCUGAAGAGCUAUCCUGCAGCCUGUGUUAUGCAGCAUCUCUUGACAGCUUCUAAGGAAAAGUUUCUUUUCCAUAUUAAGACAAGCCGAGGACACUUUCCUAGCGUUCACCAAUUUCAAGAUACAGUGAGAAGGGAAGAGGAAAGCCCUUUUCCAUCAGCACUGAGUCACAAGUGCACAAGCAACUGAGAACGACUUUCUUCUAGCAAAAGAUCAGAAAAGGUGAUGAGAACUUGUGAAAACGGCUGCAAAAAUGCACAAACCCAUCCCAGACCUGCUAUUUGGUAGGCAGCUGGAAACCUCCAGAAGCACAUCUGAACUUUGUGAAGAGGACUUCUGACCCUUCACUUUGCCACGUGCUAAAGGAAAUAAUCUGAUCUUUGUAGGUAAUUCGGUUCAUGUGGUUUUCUUGGAGCUCUCCAAGUGAAGUCUGAGCUGUUUUGGCUGCAGCAGGGCAACUUUGGAAACUACAGGAAAGAUGAACACAGAGGAUGUUGGGAAUGAGACCUCUCCAACAACUAGUAUCCUUGGAUUCCUUGUAACCACCACCAAGUUGGUCCGACUAAGUCCCGUGCCCCCAGGGGAGAAGCCAGACCCUUUGCCUAUUAUCAUUGCAUUCAUCUGCAUCUUUCUCCUCCUGGCUACCUGUCUCAUCUUCGUCACUCUAUGCAAGCCAGCAGCACUCGACCAGGCCCGCUAUGGGCCACAUGAGUGCAUGCCCUACCACUCAGAGGAUGCCAGUGAACCACAGCUAAGGUUCUGGAAGCGACUGGGCUCCCUAAGGCGUUCCAUAAACAGCUUCAGGCGGACCCAGCCUGUCUCACAGCACCAUGGGACCUGCUCAAGAAUGCCACCAGCCACCCAGGACUGGGACUUUAUGGAGUCCACUAAAAUGUGACAGCUGUUUCUCCACCAUUCCGCUGCAAAAACCAACUCACCUCAUUGCACAAAACACCCCAUUCACUGCUAUCAAUGAGAUCUCAAAUUGUCCAAUACCACUUUGCAGAGCACAGAGUCAGGGCAGAGACCUUGGGAGAGCAGAGUGGCAACAAUUCCCAAACCUAUGGAAAUCUCUAAAGGAGUCCCACAGCCCACAAUGUGGAAGCAUGAAAUUUGUAAAGACCAGCUGAUGAAACCAGAUUACACCAAUGUGGUACUGUUUCUUGGGGCCCUACAAUCUGGAACUAACCAGCAGUGAAUGACAUAAGACCAGCAACGUCUGCUAGGGAAAGCAUUUGACAGAAGGCAUCACUAAUUCUAAGGCUCCUUGGAAAGUGUCUCCCUGGGGUUAAGGUAUCUAUUUCUCCAAAUUUUGGUAGUUUGAAGUUUUUCCUCCAUUUCCUUUAAUAUAAAGACCAAGGGGUGCACAUGCUGAUGUUAAAAUAUCUGUCCUCUGUUCACAAACAGAAGCAUUAGGGUAUGUCUACAUGUAAACCACAACAGUGGCACAGCUGCACCUCUGCAGUUGUAUUCCUACAGGGCUUCAGUGAAGACACUACAUUCAACAACAGGAGGGGUUCUCUCAUUGGUGUAGGUACUAUGCCUCCCAGAGCGGCAGUAGCUAGGUCGAUGGGAGAAUUCUCCCAUUGACCCAGUGCUGUCUAGAGUCAGGGUGGGUAUAUCGGCUUAACUUGUCACUUAGGGGUAUGGAUUUUUCACACCCCUAAGCAACAUAGUUGUAAUGACCUAAUUUC
Messenger RNA from Dermochelys coriacea (leatherback sea turtle), 2824 nucleotides. RefSeq names its product chromosome 7 C10orf105 homolog (gene C7H10orf105). The record is from RefSeq and is a predicted model, not a curated record. NCBI's taxonomy places the organism in Eukaryota, Metazoa, Chordata, Testudines, Dermochelyidae. The transcript has 4 exons. Bases 1609 to 2028 code for a protein of 139 amino acids.